Messenger RNA from Brenthis ino (lesser marbled fritillary), 867 nucleotides. The record is from the annotation of a GenBank genome assembly. Lineage: Eukaryota; Metazoa; Arthropoda; Insecta; Lepidoptera; Nymphalidae.
AUGAAAAUAGAGACGUGCAUCUCUGUUAUAGUCAUGAUAUGGACUUUCUCCGUCACAGUUACAUUACCUUACGCCGUGUUUAUGACUUAUUACGAUAUAAAACUUGGCAAAUUUUGCGAGGAAACAUGGCCUAGUGAAAAGUUGCGCAGAAUAUUUGGCUCAGUCACUUCAACCCUUCAGUUCGUCUUCCCAUUUACAGUAAUUGCCUUUUGUUAUACAUGUGUCAGCUUCAAAUUGAACGAUCGCGCAAAAGCCAAAGCGGCCAGUAAGAAUGCUAGAAAAGAGGAGUUCGAUAAGAAUAGAAAGCGUCGAACAAACCAAAUGCUUAUUGCAAUGGUCACUAUUUUCGGUUUAUCGUGGCUGCCUUUGAAUGCUACAAACCUCUAUAAUGAUUACUACAUAUACGCUAUCCAUUCGAAAUACUAUUUCCUUAUAUUUUUCAUGUGCCAUGUGGUCGCAAUGUCGUCUACUUGUUACAACCCUUUCAUUUACGCUUGGAUGAACGAGAAUUUUAGAAAGGAGUUCAAACAAUUAAUUCCUUGUAUAGACACAGCUGGGCAACUUCGAAGCAAUAUUCCAUUAGAGCAAUUAGGUGUAGGCCAGUCUGAGAAGACUUUCAAUGGGAACACUACAACGGAUAGCUAUCUCGGCUCAAGUUCACAGAGGUCAACUUCGUUUAGACAUAAAAGGAAACCUAGUGCUGCGGCAGACGUAGAAAAGAGUGGAGUAGAAUUAAACGAAGAUUUAUUGAUGGUUGAUGUGAAGCAUUGCCACAUUUCUACAAGUUAUAAUCUGAGACGAGAAUCUGUUAAACUGAGGUUAAUUAAUGAGGAGUCCUUUGAUGGGUCGCCGACGCAGAGUCAGUUC